CAGUUGCCAACAGCUGGUGCAGCUGCCGCGCUGCGCACCCGGACUGGCGAGUACGCAGCCCAGGUACUGCCCCUUCCCGGUGACGUCUCUGCAGCGGGUUAUAAAAAAACGUCGCGCUCAGUCUGCCGAGGUUCAGCUAACUCACAAGCGGUGCAGGACCCAAGCCAAGAGGCGCCUGCGAAGCUGCAGGCAGUGGCGGCGGCGGCGGCGGCGAAAGCAAAGGAAAAUUUUUCAGCCUGACACGGGGACCCAGAAUCUCGGCCUUGGACUCUGAACUUUUACAGGUCGCGUUGUGACGAGCACCCCCCUUGGCUCCCAAGUCCUCACGCAGCAGAGUUUUGCCUUCCCCGCUGUGGGUAGGGGGAUUGGCGUUACAAGCAGCAGCAGGUGUAGGAAGGCAGGGGUCUCCUGCUUCCUGGAACAGUGAUCCACGGAAUUUCUUUCCCUUUUUCAGUCCAACGCAGGAGAGACGCUGUCUCCAAAUGUUUCCUGAAGCUUGAAAGUGGGGGAAUUCAGAGCCACGAGAGCAGACAGCACAUCAAAAGCAUUCAUCUUCCUAGCGCCAAGUCUCCUACUUGCGAGGAAAGAGUUCUGCCAGAAAGCCUGCAAGCCCUCCUGUCUUGGUGAAGCAGUACCCUGACCCCAGGCGCUGGCCUCGGGACCCUGCUGCAACGUGGGUGCGUGUACAGGGAGAACAGCUUAGCCACUUAGCCGAGAAAUGGAUAACGUCCUCCCUGUCGAGUCAGACGUCUUCCCAAACAUCUCCACCAAUACCUCGGGGACACACCAGUUUGUGCAGCCAGCCUGGCAAAUUGUCCUUUGGGCAGCUGCCUACAUAAUCAUCGUGGUGACCGCCGUGGUGGGCAACGUGGUGGUAAUGUGGAUCAUCUUGGCCCACAAGAGAAUGAGGACAGUCACCAACUAUUUCCUGGUGAACUUGGCCUUCGCCGAGGCCUCCAUGGCUGCCUUCAACACAGUGGUGAACUUCACCUACGCUAUCCACAACGAGUGGUACUAUGGCCUGUUCUACUGCAAGUUCCACAACUUCUUCCCCGUCGCUUCGGUCUUCGCCAGCAUCUACUCCAUGACAGCCGUGGCCUUGGAUAGGUACAUGGCCAUCAUCCAUCCCCUCCAGCCCCGGCUGUCAGCCACAGCUACCAAGGCGGUCAUCUGUGUCAUCUGGGUCCUGGCUCUCCUGCUGUCCUUCCCCCUGGGCUAUUACUCAACCACGGUGACCUAUCCCGAGAGGGUGGUGUGCAUGACCCGAUGGCCGAAGCAUCCCAAAAAAGCUUAUGAGAAAGCGUACCACAUGACCUUGCCGGUGCUGAUCUACUUCCUCCCCCUGCUGGUGAUUGGCUAUGCAUACACCGUAGUAGGAAUCACACUGUGGGCCAGCGAGAUACCUGGGGACUCCUCUGAUCGUUACCAUGAGCAGGUCUCUGCCAAGCGCAAGGUGGUCAAGAUGAUGAUCGUCGUGGUGUGCACUUUUGCCAUCUGCUGGCUGCCCUUCCACAUCUUCUUCAUCCUGCCCUACAUCAAACCAGAUCUCUAUGUGAAGAAGUUUAUUCAGCAGGUCUACCUGGCCGUCAUGUGGCUGGCCAUGAGUUCUACCAUGUAUAACCCUAUCAUCUACUGCUGCCUCAAUGACAGGUUCCGGGUGGGCUUCAAGCAUGCCUUCCGAUGCUGCCCUUUUAUCAGUGCCGGUGACUACGAGGGGCUCGAAAUGAAAUCCACCCGCUACCUCCAGACCCAGGGUAGCGUGUAUAAAGUCAGCCGCCUGGAGACCACUGUCUCCACAGUGGUGGGGAACCACGAGGAGGAGCUGGAGGAUGGCCCCAAGGCUACACCCUCUUCCCUGGACCUGACCUCCAACGGCUCCUCUCGCAGCAACUCCAAGACCAUGACAGAGAGCUUCAGCUUCUACUCUAACAUGCUCUCCUAGACCCCAGGGCCUUCAGCAGGGGCAGCCACCAUCGUUUUUGUCUUGCUUCCUUUCAUGCAUUCCUUGACCCAGAAACCAUCAGAAACACCCUAACAUUGCAGCUUAUGAAAAGGGUCAGAAUGGUUUAGGAAACACAUUCCAUCCCAGAGUAAAAAAAAAACACCUAGAUUCUUCCAUGUUUCUGCCACCCCCAUGCUAUGUGGCCCAAGGCAAAUCAUCAAACUUCUCUGAGCCUGUAAAAUGGGAAAGUUGGACACAAUUUUCUCCUCAAUCCAUGCCAUGAUUCUACAAUGAAUUUUAGUUGCAUGUGAGCACUCAUUUCAGGAAGAAUCCUGUAAUACAACAACAAAUCCAGCCUCUGUCUUACUUCAAUAAAGUCAUCCUCAGUCAUGCACAGAUCCCGCUCCUUUAGCUAGUUGGCACCUUCUCUUGAUAGGGUGAACAAAAGAAGGAACCAACACAAAAUCUGAAUGAAAGAUUUAACCCCGUCUUCCAAGCACCCAUGAAAGGAAGAAAAAGUCUGCCCCUUUUUGACAUCUCUAUAUUUUAGGGCAUUUAAACAUCACAAAAUUGAGAGUUGCAGAUUCAUCUGUGUCACAUCCCCAGUGACUAUCCUGAGCAACUGAUGCAGGCAGAAUAUGUCCACUGAUACCAGCUAAUGUCUGUCAUGGACCAAGAGGCAGGAGAGCUGUACCAUACUUAAUCUGUCUGAGCCUCUUUUUCCUUAUUUGUAAAACUAUGGGGCUGAACUGGAUCAUCUAAGUGUCCCUUCAAAUUUUGACAUUCAAUGGUUCAAUGAUUGUAUGAGUUUUCUCUUUGUUUCACCAAAAUAUGGUGAUAUCAGAAAGAGUAGGAACAGAGAGUCUAGUGACUUGAUACCCAGGUCCUGGGGAAGUAGUAACUGCUAUGUGUCAAUACCCAUAGCAGACAUUCUCUGAUUUAUCCUAAAAUGUGAGUACUUUUUUUCUCCUGGAAGGUUUUGGCCUUUGACAGAGCUGAAGACUUGCUGUCAAAGCCGCAUCUCUCCAUCAGGCUUUAGCAGGCCAAGCCUGCAGCUGGAGAUGCCAUCAGGUAAACAAACUUGUAGGCCUCUGCUUUGGCCUUUUGGGUAUCUUAGGACAGGGGCACUGACCCAGAGUCGUAGCGUUGCUCUAACACCAGGCAUAUGUUCAAAUGCCCAAUGAGCAAAGGGGUUGCACACUGCAGCAGCACCUCUGGGAAGAGCCUACCUUACACCUUCCCUUCAGCCUCUCUGCAUCUCCCCUUCCUGUCCACCCCCCACCCCCAUGGCUUUGCUGGCCUGUCUGUAAGAGGUGGGACAACACACCAACCCUACAGAACAGUCCAUCUACUGAGAACCAUGAACUUAAUGCUUCAUGUCCCAGUACCGCUUUGGGGAUUCCAGCAGGUGAGCAUGCAGUUCCUUUUUGUCUCCCAGAUCUGUGCUUCAUCCAGAUGUGGCUGAAAGCAGAAGCCUCGUGUAACAUGAAUGAUGGCCACCCUCGUGGUUUGAAAAAUGGCUGCACUUGCGCUGUAUCCACGUGUGGAUGGAGAGCGAUGCUUCCCACAGGGUUGACAGCUUUUCCCAGCCCAGCUGGCUCUAACCCUAUGAAAGCAUGGGCAGGCCUAAGGGAGUUGUAUAGCAACAGUAUAAGCCAGAAAGACCCAAGAACCAUACUCUGCAAAGCCUCAUGGGAAAGAUUAAAUAAAUUUAGUAAAGCCAGCUCAAUGCAGAUACAUGCAUGGAAGACAUAAUUUAGGGACAACAAAAGUCAGUGGCGAGAGCAACAGUCAUGCUUCCAAUGAGGAAUCAUGCCAUGUGUGGAUGAUUCACUUCAGUGGGAUAUAAAGAACUAGCAUGAUUAUGACAAGGACCUAAGAAGAAACUGUCAAGAACUUGGAGACAACCUCUCUAUGGAAGAGAUUAGAGUUGAAUUCAACAAGGAUCACUGACUACCUGCUCUGGACUUAUCCCUGAGCUGGGGACACACAGCUCCUUCUGCUCCUAAGGAGCCUACUGGACUGGCCCUUGGUAACUCACCGGUCCCAGUGGGUCCAGGCCGGGCAGCAGGCAUGGGGGUAGUAGAGAAGCACAUUUUCCCCAGGAGUCUAAAGACCCACAUUCAACACGGGUAAUCGACCCAAGAACUAAGACCUUCAGAGAGCCUUUUCCAGUGAGCGUUCUCUGAGACAAUUCCAAAGGGAGCCACCAGUCAGUCCAGGGGACCUAGUGGGAUGUGACUGGACAGCAUUGUCACUGCGGAUAAUUACAGGGAGUGUGGGAUGGUACUGGGCAGUUUCAAAUACAGUAGAACAUCCCCUCUGAGCAAGCCCAGCAAGCCUUCCUCUGACCCACUCCCCAACACCCAUGUAACUUAUAAAAAUGUCAUCAGCUCCCAUGUGUAAGAAACACCAUGAUUUGCACUGUGCAUGGGUCUCAUUCCUACAGAAACGUGUUACCUUGUGUUUAUCUCCUAAGUGGUUUUCUAUGGUGUCCUGUUCAGUCGUAACAGGAUAUAAGACACCAUGGGGCCAAUCUUUGUCAUGUUACUUCCAAAAUAGGGGAUCCAGUUGCUGUCAGUGUGUUUUCUGCAUUGUGCCAAUCUCUCCUCCUCCUCCUCAUUCUUUCACAGAGAGGAGCUGAUGUAUAUUGUGAACUCACAGUGGGACUACAGUAAUCGAGGGGUGGGGAGGGGGGCCUUUAUGGGAGGAACUAAAGGGCAGGAGUCCUAGCCCUCCUCCCCAUCCACACCGGGAUGCUAAGACGUGCUGGGAUGUCCUUUCCCUUGGAAAGACUGAGGAGGCUCCUGGGAAAAGGGGAUCUGACAUCAUCGACCUGGCUCUCAGGAAGAAUCCUGUAAGUGGAGCCAGGUCAUCCCUGACGUUUGUUUUCCAGCCUGGGAUCUUGGAAAGAAUUUCCAUACAGAAAUAAAGUGUGUGUUUGAUGAUCUAACACCUCUGUCUCAUCACCAGGGAACCUCAGCACCCUACAGGAGGCUGAAUGGGGUAGUACUAUGAACCCUAUUAAUUUGCAUAGUCAAAAGAAUGGAACCCAACACUCAGCAAACUGCUAACGCUAUGACAAAAUGAGUUAGCAAGAUGUGGGGACUGGGCCGGCCGAGUGGCGCAAUGGUUAAGAGCUGGCUUGGGACACCAGAGGACCCUGGU
Messenger RNA from Hipposideros armiger (great roundleaf bat), 5110 nucleotides. RefSeq names its product tachykinin receptor 1 (gene TACR1). Gene Ontology annotation, molecular function: substance P receptor activity. The transcript is spliced from 5 exons. The coding region runs from base 719 to 1942 and encodes 407 amino acids. Gene Ontology annotation, biological process: G protein-coupled receptor signaling pathway; positive regulation of flagellated sperm motility. Gene Ontology annotation, cellular component: sperm midpiece; plasma membrane. The record is from RefSeq and is a predicted model, not a curated record. NCBI's taxonomy places the organism in Eukaryota, Metazoa, Chordata, Mammalia, Chiroptera, Hipposideridae.